Molecule: messenger RNA, 3522 nt
Organism: Phacochoerus africanus (Common warthog)
Lineage: Eukaryota; Metazoa; Chordata; Mammalia; Artiodactyla; Suidae
Gene: NCOA4
Product: nuclear receptor coactivator 4
Exons: 10
Coding region: 120-1982 (620 amino acids)
Biological process (GO): response to hormone; intracellular iron ion homeostasis
Molecular function (GO): transcription coactivator activity
Source: RefSeq, a predicted model, not a curated record
GUUGUGUUCUCGCGAGAACUCUGCCUUUCAGACCUUGGCUCGUGUUGGGCCGCGUCUCAGUCCGCCAAGGUCUCCUCGGAUCGCCGGGAGCAGCGCUCAGAGGUGGAACAGUGAACAGAAUGAGUACCUCACAGGACCAGAAUGGCUGCUCCAGUAAUAAAGAACCCCUUUUGAGGUGUUGUGAUGCACGGAGGGACUUGGAGCUUGCUAUUGGUGGAGUUCUUCGCGCUGAACAGCAAAUUAAAGAUAACUUGCGAGAGGUCAAAGCCCAGAUUCACAGCUGCAUAAGUCGUCACCUGGAAUGCCUUCGAAGCCGUGAAGUGUGGCUGUAUGAGCAGGUGGAUCUCAUCUAUCAGCUUAAAGAGGAAACGCUUCAGCAGCAGGCCCAACAGCUCUACUGGUUACUGGGCCAGUUCAAUUGUCUUAUUCAUCAGCUGGAGUGUACCCAAAACAAAGAUCUAGCCAAUCAAGUCUCUGUGUGCCUGGAGAGACUGGGCAGUUUGACCCUCAAACCUGAAGAUUCGACUGUCCUGCUUUUUGAAACUGACACAACUGCUCUACGCCAGGCCAUCACCACAUUUGGGUCCCUCAAGACCAUCCAAAUUCCUGAGCACCUGAUGGCUCAUGCUAGUUCAUCAAAUAUCGGGCCCUUCCUGGAGAAAAGAGGCUAUAUCCCAUUGCCAGAGCAGAAGUUAGCAUCCAGCACUGCAGUUGUCCCUCUCAGCGAAUGGCUCCUUGGAAGCAAACCUGCCAGUGGUCGCCAGGCUCCUUACAUACCCAGCACCAACCUCCAGGACUGGCUAACCCAAAAGCAGACCUUGGAAAAUAGUCAGACUUCUGCCAGAGCCUGCAAUUUCUUCAAUAAUGUCUGGGGUAACCUAAAGGGCUUGGAAAACUGGCUCCACAAGGGUCAGCAACAAGAAGUUUCUGAAAAACCAAGUUAUGAAAAGUGCAACAGCUCUCCUACUACCAGUUCUUACUCCAUUGAAACUGAAAAGGUUGGAGAUCUAGAGCUUCUUGACCAAGAUGAGAUGGACCUCUCUGAUUGGCUGAUGACUCCCCAGGAAUCACAUAAGCUGGAGAAGCCUAGGAAUGGCAGCUAUGAAACCAGUGAGAAGUUUAAGCUCUUGUUCCAGGUGUUCCAGGAGUCCUAUAGUGUGAAUGAUUGGCUUGUCAAGCCUGAUUCCUGUACCAAUUGUCAAGGUAACCAGCCCAAAGGUGUGGAGAUUGAAAACCUGGGCAAUCUGAAGUGCCUGAAUGACCACUUGGAGGCCAAGAAGCCCUUGUCCACUCCUAGUGUGAUUACUGAGGAUUGGCUUGUCCAGAACCGUCAAGACCCAUAUAAAGUAGAGGAGGUCUGCAGAGCUAAUGAGCCCUGUACAAGCUUUGCAGAGUGUGUGUGUGAUGAAAAUUGUGAGAAGGAAGCUCUGUGUAAAUGGCUUCUGAAGAAAGAAGGAAAGGAUAAAAAUGGUAUGCCUGUGGAACCAAAACCUGAGCCUGAGAAACAUAAAGAUUCCCUGAAUAUGUGGCUCUGUCAAUCCAGAAAAGAGGCAACAGAACAAGUUAAGUCAUCAAAGGCAAUGGCUUCUAGAAUUGCUGAUUCCUUCCAAAUCAUCAAGAACAGUCCCUUGUCAGAGUGGCUCAUCACCCCCUCAGGCAAAGAAGGAUGUUCCAAGGAAGUGCCUAGUACCCAGGACAGAGCUGGGAAACAAAAGCUUCCAACUUCCUGGUGUCCCUUUAACACAGCUGACUGGGUCUUGCCAGGAAAGAAGACAGGAAACCUUAGCCAGUUAUCCUCAGGAGAAGACAAGUGGAUACUUCGAAAGAAGGCUAAGGAAGUAUUACUUAAUUCACCCCUACGGGAAGAACAUAACUUUCCCCCAGAACGUUAUGGCCUCCCAGCAGUUUGUGAUCUCUUUGCCUGUAUGCAACUUAAAGUUGAUAAAGAAAAGUGGUUGUAUCGAACUCCUCUACAGAUGUGAAGGAACAGAGUUAAGAGUCAAGCAAAUUUUCUGCAGAGUAUCACAAAUCCAUGAGCUGAGUGACUGCGGCUUGCCAAAUCAUUGUGUUUCUGGGUCUGACGUAGUCCCUUUCCUGCCUAAUUUUGAACUAGUGAAGAGAAAUCUAUCAUUAGAUUAUGAGUUACUGUGUGGAAAAAAAAAAAGGCUGUUGAUGCUGAGGUGAUUCAGUUUCUUCUUACAGAAGUGUUAAUUUACCCUUCCGCUAGAAACAAAGCAUCUUAAUGGAUAGGUCUUUUUCAUAAGCCUUCAUGGCUCCUUAGAUUGGGUUGUUACUCUGAAGUACAUUAAAACACUGUAGUUUUAAAAAUGAAAUAGUUCCAUAAUCAAGGUGUGUUGAUGUAUUUUAAAGCUAGUAAACUUGCCUAACCUUUUGACUGCCCUUUGGAUGCUUCCCUUCCUGUAGGUUUUCUUCUAUUAAUGGUGAAUUCUUCUGUUUAAUUAGUACAAUAUAUUUCAUCCAAAUAAUUCACCUUGCCAAUAUAGUGAUUUUUUAUUAAAUGUGUAUUAAUUAAUGGCAAUUUUUGACAUUAAUUACAAAACACUUGCGCUUACAUGCCAGAUUCUACCAUUAUUUUUAUUCUUUUGAAAGAAACUCAGUUAUUGCAAGUUGUCUUUAUUCCCUUCUCUAAAUAUUACUAAAGUAUCUUGAGAACUCUGUCACAAGGGCUCCAUAUUGCUUGAAGACUAUAUUCUGACUUUUCCUAGCCUCUUUCAAAAUAUUCUAAAGAACUACAGGCAAGAGUCCAGUGCUGACUAAUCAGAAAGCAAAAGGCAAGACAUGUAAAUGUAGUACUUGAACUAAUCACUAUCCUCAGUGUUAUUGGUGCAUCCUGUGUAAAUGGAAGCUGAAUUUGUUACCUGGUGCUUUUAAUUAGGCAUAAAUUAACAAGUCUUCACUGCAAGAAUAGAAUACCUAUACCUCUAAAGUACAACGCAGUGACAUUUUAGUGAAUAGGCUGUUUUGAACACUUGUGCCUUGGGGUGUUUAUUGAAGCUUUAUGAAAACUAUUGGUACUUCCUUAGUAUCUUUAAAGUUAUAACCAUGCUUUAAAGAGUUUCUCUGUAGGAGAGAAAUGGCACAUAUACAAUGUUUUAAUAUUCUGAGACAUUUUAGCUGCUUUCCAGGCUUUUAAAUUAUUAAGCCAUUCAGCUUGCCAAUAUGUUAUUGGAAAUAGAAGUUUGUGAUGUCAUCCAGAAAGCCCUUUUAGGGAAACUGCAUUCCCAGUGUCAUUACCAUAGAGCUUCAUUAGAAAUCUUGAACCAUAGCUGAAACAAACGUAUUUUUUCAGUUCCCCCAGAUACCAUUUAGAAUUUUAAAGGUGGUGGGUAAAAACUUAAGGAAUCUUUUACAUUAUUUUAGGUUGCAGGAAACUUUGUAGAUUUUAAGGUUUAACACAUUGUGUAUCUCUAACUUACAUUAAUCACUAUGCUAAUGAGUACAUAAAACAUUCUUUUGCAUUGAUGCAUUUUGUACCACCCUCCAUUAAAAGCAUUAUAGCCA